This is a messenger RNA of Insectozyma verbasci, 1752 nucleotides long. Lineage: Eukaryota; Fungi; Ascomycota; Pichiomycetes; Serinales; Debaryomycetaceae. The record is from the annotation of a GenBank genome assembly.
AUGACAGAGAAAAUUGUAGGCAAACCAUCAUCAGCAUCAAGUUCUAAUUCCAUUGAUAUAAUAACUAACAAUUUGAAUAAACAAUCAGUAUUAGAUUCAUUUCAGUUUCAAGAUACUGUUUUCAAAUCAUUUACAUAUAUAAUUAUUUUAUUACCUACUUUAACAUCGAUCAUAUAUCCAAAUUCCAACGUUUCAUAUUUUUCAAAUAAUGAACAAAUAGGCAAUUUUAUAAUUGAUUUAUUAACAGUUUUAUUAAUUAGUUGUGUUGUUAGAUUUACCAUGGAGUGGCCAUAUAAUUGGUUGAAGAAAUUAAAUCAAACAAAAAUGAGUUUAUUAAAACAAGAAACAGGAAAUACUCAAAAGAAAUUGUUGUUAAUUAGAAAGAUAAAUACUUUUGAAAUCAUUGCAUUAAUUUCAUGUCUUGUAACAUCAAUUUUUAGCUCAAUUUUAUUAAUUUGGACAAGAAAUUAUACAAUUAUUGAUGGGAAAAGAAAGAGAAUGGUAUUUAAUAAUGUUAAUAUUGCAUUAUUACAAUUUUGGUCAAUUUUUAGAAUUAUAAUUACAUUUACUAAUAUGUUACAAUUUACAAGUUUGAAUGAAAAUGAAGUUGAUGAAAUGUUAAUUGAUCAAAAUAUAAAUAGAAGUUGGUAUUCAGAUUUGAAAUAUUACUUUUUACCAAAUACAACGAGUACUUUAUUAAUUAAUCAGUUACGAUGUGAUCACAAAUCAGAAGUUGACAAAUUAAAACUGGAUAUGAAAUUAUUAAAGAAACAAAUUGACAAGGAGAAAUCUACAACCAAAAGUAAAUCAAGUAAUGAUACUUCUUCAUUUACUCCAUUCCCAUUGAAUAAAUCUCCAAUGGGCUCACCUACUCAAUUACUAUCACAUUUUGAAUUUUCAGAUACAACAAUAACAAAUAAAAAGAAAUCAUCAUCCCCAAAACCAAUAGAACAAAAAUUACCAUUUAAUAUGAAUUUAAAUUCACCAUUGAAUACAAUUAUGGAGGAAGAUGAUGAUUUAAUUGUCGAAACUCCUACUUCCUCAUCAUUUAAUAAAUUUGAUUCAACUCGUUCAAUUGAAAAAUCAUUAAUUAAAGAAUUAAACGUCAUAUUCAAAUCAUUAUCAAAAGAAUUAACAAUAUCAGAUUUAAUUAAAAAUCCAAACUUGGUUAAACUAAAAGUAUUAGAAUCUUUAAAUGUAUUACUUACUCAAUUUUCACAACUUCAAAUAUUGAAAAUUUUAGUUUAUGAAAUUUGGGAUAAUAUUUUAUUACUUGAUGUUUUUAGACAUCCAUUUAGAUCAAUGAUCAAUUUAAUUAUAAGAAUUCCUUACUUGAUAGUCAGAGCUUAUUUUAAAUAUGUUUUAUAUUUACCUGUUGUCAUAUUUUUCAGAUUAUUCUUCAUUAAACCGAUAAACUUAAUGGGUUUCAUCGUUUACAAUGUCUAUACAAUAUUAAUCAAAAAAGAAACAAGGAAAGAAAUGAAAAUAGAUAAUAAGAAACAAACUUUGAAUAGAGAGAAAGAAGAAUUUAGAAUGAAAAAGUUUCAUUUAAGUCCAGUGAUUCCGAAAGAGCCAAAAAUAACUACAACAAAUAAUAAUAUUAGUAAAUUCAAUACUAAUCCUAAUUAUAUAAAUAGGAAUAAUUUCAAAUUUGAUGAUUAUAGUAAUUUGGAUAGAAAUUAUUCAAAUAGAUUUAAUAAUAGGAAAAAUAAUGGGUUUAAAACUGGGUUUUAUGAUGAUUUAUAUACGUGA